Molecule: messenger RNA, 1474 nt
Organism: Helianthus annuus (common sunflower)
Lineage: Eukaryota; Viridiplantae; Streptophyta; Magnoliopsida; Asterales; Asteraceae
Product: acyl-lipid (9+3)-(E)-desaturase
Exons: 2
Coding region: 141-1277 (378 amino acids)
Biological process (GO): lipid metabolic process
Molecular function (GO): oxidoreductase activity, acting on paired donors, with oxidation of a pair of donors resulting in the reduction of molecular oxygen to two molecules of water
Source: RefSeq, a predicted model, not a curated record
ACGCUUUCUGUGAACGGAAGCACAUCGUCGUCUGUCUCACUAGCGGAGACUCACCGUUUCUACGAAGUGAAAACCCUAAGCCUCUGUCGCUCGAUCGAUCGAUCGAUUCAGGUUGAAAAGUCUGGUCAAACAGUCAACAUAUGGGUGCAGGAGAAUACACGUCUGUGACCAACGAAAACAACCCACUCGAUCGAGUCCCUCAUGCAAAACCACCCUUCACCAUCGGCGAUCUGAAAAAAGCCAUCCCACCACACUGCUUCCAGCGGUCGCUAACCCGUUCGUUCUCCUACGUGCUGUCUGACCUCACCAUAACCGCUGUCCUCUACCACAUUGCCACCACCUACUUCCACCACCUCCCCACCCCUUUGUCAUCCAUCGCAUGGGCCUCUUACUGGGUAGUCCAAGGCUGCGUCCUCACCGGAGUCUGGGUCAUCGCCCACGAAUGUGGUCACCAUGCGUUUAGUGAUUAUCAAUGGGUCGACGACACUGUGGGCUUUGUUCUCCACUCGUCUUUACUCGUCCCUUACUUUUCGUGGAAAUAUAGUCACCACCGCCACCAUUCCAACACUGGAUCACUCGAGCGGGACGAGGUUUUCGUCCCCAAAUCCCGAUCGAAAGUCCCGUGGUACUCGAAAUACUUUAACAACACAGUGGGCCGCAUUGUCAGUAUGUUCGUCACUCUCACUCUCGGCUGGCCCUUGUACUUAGCUUUCAAUGUGUCGGGCCGACCCUAUGACCGUUUCGCCUGCCACUACGUCCCAACCAGCCCUAUGUACAAUGAACGUAAACGUUACCAGAUAGUCAUGUCCGACAUCGGGAUUGUUAUCACAUCGUUCAUCCUUUAUCGUGUUGCUAUGGCAAAAGGGUUGGUUUGGGUGAUUUGCGUCUAUGGGGUUCCGUUGAUGGUUGUGAACGCGUUUCUGGUGUUGAUCACUUAUCUUCAACAUACUCACCCUGGCUUGCCGCAUUAUGAUAGCUCGGAAUGGGAAUGGUUAAAGGGAGCAUUGGCGACAGUGGACCGUGACUAUGGUGUGUUGAACAAGGUGUUCCAUCAUAUUACCGACACACAUGUGGUGCACCAUUUGUUUUCGACAAUGCCUCAUUAUAAUGCGAUGGAAGCACAGAAGGCGCUGAGACCGGUGCUUGGGGAGUAUUAUCGGUUUGACAAGACCCCGUUUUAUGUAGCCAUGUGGAGAGAGAUGAAGGAAUGUUUGUUUGUGGAGCAAGAUGAUGAAGGGAAAGGAGGUGUGUUUUGGUACAAGAAUAAGAUGAAUUAAUAAGUGUUUAGUGGAUGUCUAUGCUUAUUAAGUCUGUGACAAUGGGUCUUGUCCUGGUUCUGGGUCUGGGUCUGGUUAGUGUGUGUGGUUAGUGUGUGUUGUGGGUCAAGUGUAUGUCAGAUGGAUGUAACGCAGUAUGUGUUGCCGUGUUGGGUGUGUUUUAGAACUAUUAAUGAAUAUAUUAUAUAUAUCUCUUA